AUGAGAUCCACAGCCAGAAGAUCAGAUUAAGUGAUAACCAGUCAGUAUGUAACUCCUCAAGGGAUUUGCGAUCCAGAACAAGCCAAAGCCAUAGCAAAGAAACUCUUUGAUUUGUACGAUAGAGACAGAAAUGGCAUCAUUGAUGGUCCAGAAGUUUCCCCAAUGUUGGUAGACGCUUACAGAGGAAUGAGCAAGGCCUUCAAUCCAACACAAGCAGAUGUAGAUACUUUCGUCUAGGUUUUGGAUGUCAACAGAGACGGCAAGAUCACCUAUUAGGAUGUGGAGAAUUAUGCUUUGCGCAUACUUGCUGGUAUCCAACCACUACCCUCUUACAGUAUCCAAUUACCACCCUAGAGACAAUAUAAUAGAAUGGUUGAAGAGAGAUUGGAAGUCGCCAGAAGAUUAUUUAAGAAAUUUGAUGUCACUCAAUGUGGUUUCUUGACUAGAAACGAAGUUCCAGGGUUGUUGAGGGAAACCUAUAAGCAAUUGAAUAUUGAGUUUGAACCAACACCUCAAGAUGUCCAAGCUUGGAUGGACAUGACCGAUACAGAUUGCGAUGGCAAAGUAGCUUUACAAGAUUUCGAGUAAUCAAUUAUUAGGUCUUUGUAAGAAUAGGGCAUAUCCCUUUAUUGA
Molecule: messenger RNA, 633 nt
Organism: Paramecium tetraurelia
Lineage: Eukaryota; Ciliophora; Oligohymenophorea; Peniculida; Parameciidae
Exons: 5
Biological process (GO): regulation of cytosolic calcium ion concentration
Cellular component (GO): nucleus; neuron projection; synapse
Molecular function (GO): calcium ion binding
Source: RefSeq, a predicted model, not a curated record